Messenger RNA from Ananas comosus (pineapple), 646 nucleotides. RefSeq names its product WRKY transcription factor WRKY51-like. The transcript has a single exon. Bases 87 to 392 code for a protein of 101 amino acids. NCBI's taxonomy places the organism in Eukaryota, Viridiplantae, Streptophyta, Magnoliopsida, Poales, Bromeliaceae. The record is from RefSeq and is a predicted model, not a curated record.
GAGAGAGAGAGAGAGAGAGAGAGAGAGAGAGGAUAAAGUAGCGGAGACGAAAGGGGAGUUGGAGGAGAAAGGAGAAGAAGAAUAGGAUGACCGUAGAUCUGAUGGGGUGCGCGAAGAUCGACGAGCACGCGGCGAUCCAGGAGGCGGCGGCGGCGGGGCUGCGGAGCUUGGAGCACAUGGUGUUCCAGCUCUCGCGGCCGGCGGGGCCGUACCAGCCGUUGGAUUGCAAGGAGAUCGCCGAUCAGACGGUCUCCAAGUUCCGCAAGAUGAUCUCCAUCCUCAACCGGACUGGCCACGCCCGCUUCCGCCCCGGCCCAUCCCCCACCGACCCGAGGCCUCGUCCUCCUCCUCCUCCCGGCGGACGAGUUCUCGUGGCGCAAGUACGGGCAUAAGCCGAUCAAGGGCUCCCCUUACCCGUGCGGCUACUACAGGUAGAGGGGACGAAGAGCUAGGUUAAGGUAGAGAGACAGAGAAAAGCGAAAUGGGUUUGAGAAGGGUUCAGAAGUAAGGUAAAAAAUUUUUACUAUUUUUUAAUAUAAAUUGACAAAAAAAACCCCACUGUUUAUACAAUGUAUAUAGAGUAGGUGAGGGUAAAUUGGUCUUUAUGCAUAGAGGGUGUGUGAGUGCUGAAAAAAAAGGAGGGAAG